CUGGUCAUAAAGAUUGAAACAUACAUAUCUGAUAUCUCCCCCAUCCCAUGGCAGAAGAAGUAAGAGGAUAGAGUCUCAUACUUGGCCGGAAAUCAUGGCAACGCUGCCUCGCUCCACUUCUUCUUCUUUUCUCUUCCAGCAAUUCAGAAUCAGAGCUGGAGGCAUCACAAUGGUUAAACCCAGCUUGUCCCUAAACUCGAAAACCAAGAAAGCAAAUCUCUCUGCAACAAAGAAUGAAAGAAUUAAGCUUCCUACAUAUAGUAACGGCAGCCAGGAAGCAUUUCAUAUUAGCAAGUUCCUUAGCCAUCCAUCCGGGAUUGAAGCCAUUUUGAACAAGAGAGCCUUGCAAAGCUUGCAAUCCCUAAAUUCUAACUUGUACAGAUGUACUCUUCCACAAAUUCAAUUUUUGAAUUUUGAGGUUGCCCCGGUCCUAAUUUUACAAGUAACAUCAUCUAGCGAAGAUUGCAGAGUUGAGAUGUUGUCUUGUAAGUUUGAAGGUUCAGAGGUUGUGGAACGCCAGAAUGAGCAUUUUUCAGCAUCCAUGAGGAAUUAUAUAACAUGGGAGACCAUUGAUUCUGAGCCAUUCUUAAACAUUGAUGUGAAGUUGGAUCUCUCUCUUGAGAUAUAUACCCAGCCAUUGACUUUGCUGCCAGUCUCUGCUGUUGAGCGUCCUGGAAAUAUAAUGAUGCAAGCUUUGGUGGAUAGGUUAGUACCGCUGCUUCUGCAACAACUGUUGCAUGACUAUGAUCAAUGGGUUCGCACCCAACACCUCCCAUGAAUUUAUUUGCAAAAUGUAAGGUUGUCGUUUUAAUUUCUCUCUCUCAACUCUCCUUAAUACUUAACUUUCAAUAAAUUAAUUAAUCAGUAUAGUUAUUUGAUAUGAUACAUAGUUGUUCAAUGUAGAUAGAUGAAUUACUUCUGAUGUUUUAUGUAGUGAAUAUGUAUAUUGAACAUCCAUGUUUCACAAUGUUAAUAUGUUUCACGAUA
Ipomoea triloba (trilobed morning glory) is the source of this 987-nucleotide messenger RNA. RefSeq lists its product as uncharacterized. The record is from RefSeq and is a predicted model, not a curated record. The transcript has 7 exons. Lineage: Eukaryota; Viridiplantae; Streptophyta; Magnoliopsida; Solanales; Convolvulaceae. The coding region runs from base 95 to 778 and encodes 227 amino acids.